GAAGAAAAAUACAGAAGAAAAUGUUGAGCAUUAUAGCACGGCAUGGAAUUGCAAGGUUCGCACGUCUAAAUCGUUUCUAUUCUUCAGCUAUCGCACCAAUUCUAAACCCGGAAAUCUUUUGCAGGCAGAUUUUCGUGAAUAACGAAUGGCACAAUGCCAUAUUGGGAAAAACAUUCCCUACCGUGAAUCCUGCAACAGGUGAGGUCAUUACUCAUGUUGAAGAAGGAGAUGCGCCAGAUGUGGAUAAAGCCGUAAAAGCAGCUACGAAGGCCUUUGAAUAUGGAUCUCCUUGGCGUACAAUGGAUGCGUCUGACAGGGGAAGGCUGCUGAACAAACUCGCAGAUCUAAUAGAAAGAGAUAGAAUUUAUUUAGCAAGUUUAGAGACCUUGGAUGGUGGGAAACCCUUUUCUGAUUCUUUUAAUAUCGAUCUUCACAUGACUUUGAAAACUUACAGGUAUUACGCUGGAUACUGUGAUAAAAUAAGUGGAAAGACGUUGAACAUUGACGGAGAUUAUUUUUCUUAUACCAGGCACGAACCUGUAGGCGUAUGUGGACAAAUCAUCCCUUGGAAUGUACCUCUUCUAAUGCAAGCUUGGAAAUUGGCACCAGCUCUUGCCCCUGGAAACACUGUCGUUCUCAAACCGGCGGAACAGACAUCGCUAACUGCGUUGUACAUUGGGAAACUCAUUAAGGAAGCUGGGUUUCCACCAGGUGUCGUAAACAUCGUUCCUGGUUAUGGCCAUACCGCGGGUUAUGCAGUUGCUGCCCACAAAGGAGUCAACAAAGUUGCAUUUACUGGAUCUACUGAAGUUGGUCAAAUUGUCAUGGAAACGGCGGCCAAAUCGAACUUGAAGAGAGUGACUUUGGAACUUGGAGGGAAAAGUCCCAACAUAGUAUUCAACGAUGCAGACUUGGAUUUGGCUGUUCAGUCCGCACAUCAAGGUGUCUUCUUCAAUCAAGGACAGGUGUGCUGCGCAGGAACAAGAAUUUUUGUGGAAGAAGGUAUUUACGAUAAAUUUGUGGAAAAAAGUGUCGAAUUGGCAUCCAAAAGAAAAGUUGGAAACCCUUUUGAUCUAAACACGCAACAAGGCCCUCAAAUAAGUGAAACUCAAAUGGAUAAAAUAUUGAGUUUAAUUGGCAGUGGAAAAGAAGAAGGUGCAAAAAUGCUGUGCGGCGGUGGUCGGCUGGGCGACAAAGGUUACUUUGUGUCGCCAACUGUCUUCGCUGAUGUUCAAGAUAAUAUGAAAAUUGCAACCGAAGAAAUAUUUGGUCCAGUGAUGCAAAUUCUUAAAUUCAAAACAAUAGAGGAACUAGUAGAAAGAGCUAACAACACCAUGUAUGGAUUGGCAGCAGGAAUAUUUUCACAAGAUAUUGAUAAGAUCACGUAUUUUUCAAGUGCACUGCAAGCUGGUACCGUGUGGGUAAACUGCUACAACGUUUUCGACGCACAGGCUCCUUUUGGUGGGUUUAAGAUGUCUGGAGUUGGAAGAGAAAUGGGCGAUUAUGGACUGCAAGCAUAUACUGAAAUAAAAACAGUGACAAUGAAAGUGCCCCAGAAAAACAGUUGAAAAAACCUUGAACUAGUAUGAAAUGUUAAAGGAAGACAUUUCAUAAUAGAAUAAUGUAUGAAAUGUUAUUGGCAAUAAAUAUUGAUAUCAUGUUCGCUGCG
Molecule: messenger RNA, 1669 nt
Organism: Uloborus diversus
Lineage: Eukaryota; Metazoa; Arthropoda; Arachnida; Araneae; Uloboridae
Product: aldehyde dehydrogenase, mitochondrial-like
Exons: 12
Coding region: 21-1568 (515 amino acids)
Molecular function (GO): aldehyde dehydrogenase (NAD+) activity
Source: RefSeq, a predicted model, not a curated record